Cryptomeria japonica (Japanese cedar) is the source of this 672-nucleotide messenger RNA. RefSeq lists its product as uncharacterized. The transcript is spliced from 3 exons. NCBI's taxonomy places the organism in Eukaryota, Viridiplantae, Streptophyta, Pinopsida, Cupressales, Cupressaceae. The coding region runs from base 67 to 396 and encodes 109 amino acids. The record is from RefSeq and is a predicted model, not a curated record.
CUUAGAAGAAAAUUGCAUAUAAUGAGGUAAAGAAGAAACAGAGAUCACACAUCGGAGUGGGUGAAGAUGAGCCGAAUAAUGAGCACCAACACAUGGACUUUGUGUAUGCGAAGCUUCACUACUACCCAUCGAAGGGGUUGGAAUAAUGCUACUGCUUUUCACAACAGAUCUGCAAGUGCACAUACAUUAUCAAAGGGAGACAAAGAAGAUGUGAAUCAAGUGGAGAAAGCUAUCAUGAGAGAUAGCCAAGUCUAUUCAACUACUGCUGUUAAGACUACCAAAGAUCCAGACAGUCCAGGCGCAAAUACAGGAAGUGGUUCACAGCAUAAUAAAGUAACCACACAGGAGCAUAAUAAAGUAACCACACAGGAGCAUAAUAAAGUAACCACAAAGUAAAUAGGAGCAUAAGGCAAAUAGGAGAAGUAUGGUAAAUCUAUGCUUAGAUUACGCUAGUGAAAGCUUUUUGUUUUGAUUGCAUCGGUACUGUCACUCAGCUGGAGAAUAUAAAAGUUAUAUUCAUGACUUGCUUCACUUGUAUCACAUGUUUUCCCUUACCAUCUGUGGUAAGGGAUCAAGAUAUCAAUAUGAAAAUAUGGACACAAUAUGUUUUGGAUUCUACGACAAGGGAUCAAGAUAUCAAUAUGAAAAUAUGGUCACAAUAUGUUUUGGUCA